CCCCAACUUGCUCACCAGAAAGAUGUCAUGAGCCUGCCGAGUGGUUCUCCUUCCUUGGAUCGGACGCCUUCAGCACACAGCAGGUUCACUACCGCAGCAGUAUGGUGCUUCGAACGCCCGUUUGAGGGUCAAGACAUACGGCCGCCAGUUCGUGUGGUGAUAUUUGACUGCGAUGAGACGCUGACUUUGUCAACCUUCUUGCCGCAUGAUGAUGACCUCCGGUCAAAGCUGGAUUGGGAAUCUCAGUGGGCAGACUACAUUGCUGCAAUGAACUUUGAAUCACCGUUUGUGGUGUCGAGCAGAAGGGCACGGCUUGCCGAGAUGCUCCGAGAACUAGUUAAAGGCUGGAGCUGGACAAUUUCUGGCACAUGGCUUGUUGUGCCAUGCAGAUGGAGCUCAUGCACAUUCAUGCACACUUACUCUCAAGCGUUGGAAGACUUCAAAAGAUUCUUCAAAGCUGAAGGUAAUCGCCGAGUUCCUGGUCGGACAUUGGCUGUCCUGACUCGAAACAACAGCGGGGCAAUUGCUUGCCUCAAUUUGCUCAGGGCAGCAAAGCUGGACAGUUUCUUCAGUGCAGUCUGGGGAAUGUCUCCGUCUAUUGGAGUUCCUCUUGGCGUCUAUCGAUCUGCAAGCGGUUGGAAAAUCUUCGAGCCGCCGUUCCACUCCAUCCCGGACCACAAGGCACAUGUCCUCCACAGCAUUGCGGAGAAUCCUGGCAGCUGGUUCCCUCAGCUUUCGGAAGAUGUUGGCCUGCUCCCGGGCACUUUGAGGCCAGAAGAGAUUCUGCUGGUUGAUGAUGUCAGAACAAAUUUUCAGUGUGGCGGCAGCACCCCGAAGAAAGUCUUUCGCUGCUGCAAGGUAGCACGCUAUGAUGCCCCAUCCUUCCGUGAUAUGGGCUUUGUCAGGGAUAUGGGUGGCAUUGGUGCUCACAAUGAGGAGGACUACAAAACGCUCACAGACUUUGCCAACCGACCUUGGGCGUUCAAAGUUGACGACCGAGUCCAUUGCUGGCAAAGCAACUUGGAGCCUGCAGAGUCAACACUUCCCGUGAAACUGGUCAUUUUUGAUUUGGAUGGAGCUCUGACAUUGUACACCUUCAUGCCAGAGGACUCUGCAUGCAGCACAGAUUUGUUUUUCUCUGCGGACGACAUCUUGCACCACCGCUUCGUAGAGUAUAACUUUGAAACGCCAUACCUGGAAGGAAAUAGAGUGGCAAAGCUGAAGCAGCUUUUUGAUUGCUUGUGCGACGAUCCUGAAACUGGUGAGAGGCGAGUGCUUGCCAUACUUACCGUCAAUGAGGCUGGAGCAGUCGCUGUUCUAAAUCUGCUGCGAAUGGCCGGCCUGGCGGACCGUUUCAGCGCUAUUUGGACGCUGUCAGCUCGCUCGGGUCUGCCCGGUGGUGUAUACAAGGAGGUGAAUGAAUGGAAGACGUUUUCUUUGCCACAGCAGGAGGCCGAGGGUCACCUCAAGCACCAUGUGCUCGAAAGCGUAUUGAAGGAUCCAGCAGCUUGGUUUCCGCAAAUGUCAGGCGAUGCGCCCGAAAAUAGGCUGCUGGCUGGCUUGAGCCUGCCCCACAUAGUGCUUGUGGAUGAUGAACGGGAGAAUCUGAACCCGUCACAAGAGGAGUUUCAGGUUGGACGGCACUGUCGGGUAGCAAGCUAUGAUGAUGAAUAUCGUGAUCAGGGCUUGCUAUGGCGCAUGGGCGGGCUUGGAGCCCGCGACACGGAGGACUACCAAGCAUUGCAGUCCUUUGUGCGCCAGCCUUGGCACUUCAAUGAAGCCCCUGCACGACUUACCAGUAGCUUCAACUUCGGAGAACUCAGUGGGCAUGACUCUCAUGACACACAUCCAAUCCCGCUACAGCGAUCCAAGACCGAGGAGGACCUAGCUCAACGUUUCCCAGCGGCGAGGAAGCGGCGAGCUGAAACAUGUGGCUUAGAGUCAGACCUCCGUAGACCAUCAACGGCUGUGUGAGAGCGCUCAUCUCACCAAAGCCGAAGCUUGACUUACUGAGCCCUGCAGAGCCCUGCCGAGCCCUGCCGAGCCCUGCAGAGCCCUGCGCCUUCAUGGCAAGCGUUUGGCAACGGUUUAUCUUGCACAUCAAGCAGAUUCGUGCGAAGGCGUGCAAGCCAGCAGAAUUUGCUCGUUUCUCAUUCAUUAGAUUUCAAAUGGCAGAGGCCAUCUGGAGACAAAGGUUGCAAGAGGAA
This is a messenger RNA of Effrenium voratum, 2207 nucleotides long. Lineage: Eukaryota; Dinophyceae; Suessiales; Symbiodiniaceae. The record is from the annotation of a GenBank genome assembly.